This is a messenger RNA of Dama dama (fallow deer), 5716 nucleotides long. It is a transcript of the gene ZNF624, whose product is annotated as zinc finger protein 624. The coding region runs from base 1862 to 4252 and encodes 796 amino acids. The record is from RefSeq and is a predicted model, not a curated record. Lineage: Eukaryota; Metazoa; Chordata; Mammalia; Artiodactyla; Cervidae. The transcript is spliced from 6 exons. Gene Ontology annotation, molecular function: DNA-binding transcription repressor activity, RNA polymerase II-specific; RNA polymerase II cis-regulatory region sequence-specific DNA binding. Gene Ontology annotation, biological process: negative regulation of transcription by RNA polymerase II.
GUUGUAAAUGAGAUUGAUUCUUAAAUUUCUCUGUGGUAGUUCAUUAUUAGUGUAUAGACACACAACAGACUUUUUUUAAAGUUGGUUUAUUAUUUAUUUUUGGCUCUGCUGGAUCUUCAUUGCUGUGUGUUUUUCUCUAGUGUGGUGAGCAGGGGCUACUCUCUGGUUGUGGGGCACAGGCAUCUGACUGUGGUGGCUUCUCAUUGCAGAGCACAGGCUCCAGGGCUCUCGGGCUUCAGUAGUUGUGGCUCCCAGGCUCUAGAAGACAGGCUUAGUAGUUGUGGCACACAGGCUUAGUUUGUCCGUGACAUGUGGCAUCUUCCUGGAUCAGGAAUCAAACCCAUGUCUCGUGCAUUGGCAGGUGGAUUCUUUACCACUGAGCCACCAGGGAAGUCUCGGAUGUGGAUUCUUAGUGGAAGUAUAUUAUACAUAUAAAGGAGGGACAGAUUCACCAUAAUUCAACAUAGAUCCCUUUGGGCCUCCAAAGCUCUGCUGAGUGGUAAGAAUGUCAAACUGCCCGGGAAGCUCUUAUUCAAAAGUAGAAUUUCACAAGAUAUGGAAAGAUCAAUUCUCUCUGUGCUACUGCCCUUUUAUAUGCUUUGCAGCAUCAUUCCACAACUAUGCACUUGUUAAGAGAAUGUUUUCAAACCUCAAGCUCUUGUUUUCAAACCAAACUCAACAUCAACAAGGCCAUAUCUUUAACCAAAGACAAAAAGCAGAAUCAGUGCCUUGGGUAUCUGAACAAGAUCUCUGCCACUUUGCUUCUCCAUAGUGUAAAGCCUUUAUUAGGCAUAUAACAUUUUCAGUAUAAGAGGACUACUGCUCAGUGCUUUGUGUACUGGAUUCCACUUUGUCUUACAUCGUUACUACUAUCCUGCUUCUUAUUGUUUGGUUUUGCCUGAUAUAGAAAGGAUAGAUAAAAGAUCUAUUUGAAUGUGAGAUUGAGAGAGGCGUGUCAAGGUUUCUAAUAUCUUUUAAGUUUGGAGUUGUGGUGUUCUCUUUACAUGAAGCUGAGGUCUGUGAAACUGUUAGCAAAUUGACUCUUCACAGGAAAGACAGGAAAAAAGAGGUUAUUAGAUUAUUUCAUUGUUAGGUGAGGAGGUGAUUGUGGCAAGGAAAGAUUGAAUUGUUUUCUUUCACAGCACACAGCAAGUUGAUGUAAUGGAAAAAGUGUGGGCAUUAUAAUUAGAUUGAUUUGGAAUCCUACACGGCAUUGUGUAAAAUGGUUCUAAGCCUCAAUUUUCUCAUACGUGAAAUGGGAAUGUAGUUUCCAUUGGAUGAUGUGAAGGUCAUUGAGAAAGUAGUUUAAAAGCUGCUUGUACCAUGUUUGAUCUGCUAGCUGUGACUGCAUUUAGUAGUAUUAAGAGCUACACUAGUAAGAAUAGUAUUCCCUCACUGAUACUGGGGGUUAACUUGUAAUUUUUAGAGAGGUCAUACUUACUUGUAAUGUCAAGAUUUCACCUUAGUACAUCUGAGAUUUCCAAGGCAAGAUUGGUUUUCAUGGCUUAUUUCUCUUUCUUAGAUUUGUCUUUGCAGGACUCCCUUUUUCCAGAGAGGGGAACCCAGAGGAAGAGAUUAUGGCUGCUGUAGUUUUUUCAGUUGGACCUCUGAAGUGAUCAAGCUUAAUAGAUGACAUGGAGAGAAAGAAGAUGUUUAAGACACAGUGCUUGGCUGUAGGGAGCUUACAGUCUCACUGAGGUAGUGAGUCAUGGAGUGAUCUUAUCCUGUGUCCUGUCAGAGUCCUCAAGUUUUCCAGCCAGAGGAAGAUCUUCACCUUCAGGCAGAAGAGCCAGAAUUGGUAAAGGAAUCAGUGACAUUUAAAGAUGUGGCUGUAGACUUCACAUUGGAAGAGUGGAGGUUGAUGGACCCUACACAGAGGGACCUGCACAAGGACGUGAUGCUAGAGAAUUACAGGAAUCUUGUCUCCUUGGGGCUUGCAAUUUCCAAACCAGACAUGAUAUCUCAUUUGGAGGAUGGAAAAGGACCAUGGGUGGUAGUGAGAGAAAUUUCAAGAACCCCCUUUUCAGAGUUGGAGACCAAACCUACAACCAAGAAUACUAUACCAACAGAGGAUUUUUCUAAAAAACAUUUAUCACAGGAGGCCAUUGUAGAGAAACUCACAGAGAAUGGUCUAUGGGACCCUGGAAUGGGAGGAUUAUGGAAAUGGGGUGACAGGAUACUGAGACUGCAGUAUAGUCAGCAGAGUCCUGUUGGCCAAAGAACAGUUAAACACAAGGAAAUCCCCACUAUUCAGAAAGGCUUUGAGUUUGGAUCUGCUCUUCUUCCAGAACCAGAAGUUAUCACAGAAGAACCCCAUGGCAAAUACCAAACACAUGAUGGAAGUUUUACAGAGGGUUUAGAUUUGAUCACAGAUACCCAUCUGAGAAAGGAAAUUUGCAAGGAUACAGAAGGCAGCAAAGUCAUAAGCCCUGCCUCAGAACUCACUUUAGGGAAAAAACCCAAUAAUAAAGAAAAACCCUAUAAAUGUAGUACAUGUGAAAAGGCCUUCCGUUAUAGGUCAUUACUCAUUCAACAUCAGAGAACUCACACUAAAGAAAAACCUUAUGAAUGUAAUGAAUGUGGGAAAAUGUUCAGCCAGCCUUCUUAUCUUAGUCAACAUAAAAAAAUUCACAGUGGAGAAAAACCCUAUAAAUGUAGUGAAUGUGGAAAGGCUUUCAUUGCUUCUUCAUCACUUAUGGUGCAUCAGAGAAUUCAUACUAAGGAGAAACCUUAUCAAUGCAAUGUCUGUGGAAAAUCUUUUAGCCAGUGUGCACGCCUUAAUCAACACCAGAGAAUUCAAACUGGAGAGAAGCCCUAUAAAUGUAGUGAAUGCGGGAAAGCUUUUAGUGAUAAAUCAAAACUUGCAAGACAUCAGGAAACUCACAAUGGAGAGAAACCCUACAAAUGUAAUGAUUGUGGGAAAGCCUUUAGGAAUAAGUCAUAUCUUAGUGUACAUCAGAAGACCCAUACUGAAGAGAAACCAUAUAAAUGCAAUGAGUGUGGGAAAUCUUUCAAGAAUACCACAAUCUUUAAUGUUCAUCAGAGAAUUCAUACUGGAGAGAAGCCCUUUAGGUGUAAUGAAUGUGGAAAAGCCUACAGAAGUAAUUCCAGUCUUAUUGUACAUAUCAGAACUCACACUGGGGAAAAACCCUAUGAAUGUAAUGAAUGUGGGAAAGCAUUCAAUCGUAUAGCAAAUUUCACAGAACAUCAGAGGAUUCAUACUGGAGAAAAACCCUAUAAAUGUAAUGAAUGUGGGAAAGCAUUCAUUAAUUAUUCAUGCCUUAGUGUACACCACAGGAUGCAUACAGGAGAGAAACCUUAUAAGUGUAAUGAAUGUGGAAAGGCCUUCAUGCGUUCUUCAUCUCUAAUUAUACAUCAGCGAAUUCAUACUGAGGAGAAACCUUAUCUCUGUAAUGAAUGUGGGGAAUCUUUCAGAAUAAAAUCACACUUAACUGUACAUCAGAGGAUUCAUACUGGCGAGAAACCAUAUAAAUGUACUGACUGUGAGAGGGCAUUUACCAAAAUGGUAAAUCUCAAGGAGCACCAGAAAAUUCACACUGGCGUGAAACCCUACACAUGCUACAACUGUGGAAAAUGCUUCAGAACUAAGUCAUACCUUAUUGUACAUCAGAGGACCCACACUGGAGAAAAACCAUAUAAAUGUAAUGAAUGUGAGAAAGCUUUCACUAAUACAUCACAGCUUACUGUGCAUCAGAGAAGGCAUACUGGAGAGAAACCCUAUAAAUGUAAUGAAUGUGGGAAAGUUUUCACAAGUAACUCAGGCUUUAAUACCCAUCAAAGGACACAUACCGGGGAGAAGCCAUUUAAAUGUAAUGACUGUGGCAAAGCAUUUAGCCAGAUGGUACACGUUACAGAACAUCAGAAAAUCCAUAGUGGAGAGAAACCAUAUAAAUGUGAUGUCUGUGGAAAAGCCUUCAGGAGGGGUUCAUACCUUACAGUUCAUUGGAGGACACAUACUGGAGAAAAACCCUACUCGUGUAAGGAAUGCGGGAAAGGUUGUAUUACUCUAUCACAGCUAACUCUGCACCAGAGAAUUCAUACCGGGGAGAGGCCCUAUAGAUGUGAAGAAUGUGGAAAAGCCUUCAGAACUAACUCAGACUUUAUUGUGCAUCUGAGGAUGCACACUGGAGAAAAACCCUAUAAAUGUAGUGAAUGUGGAAAAGCCUUUAGGAGUAGCUCCAGCCUUACUGUACAUCAAAGAACACAUCAGAGAGAAAUUCAGUUAAUAUAGAGAACAGCAAAUCAUCAUUCAGACAGUAAUAAGAAUCUUAUAAACUGUACAUUUUAUGAAUGUGGGAAAACAUCCAGGAGCAAUUCACCAGAAAAUACACACUGAAGAGAUGCUUUACAAGAAUGUAGAAGAGCAGUUGGUCAUCUUAAAUCUUAGAAAUUAUAAGAAAAUUCAUAAUAAAAGGGGCAUGUGAAAGCCAUCAUCCAAAUUUCAUAUUUUAUUCAUUUAACAAGUUGUCUUCAAUGAUUUGCUUAUAUAUAUUAUAUAUUAUUAUGUAUUUUUAUAUAUAUUCCUAUUGGCUUGUCUAUAUUAUGAAUCUGGAGGUGCUCUUAAUGUAUUUGAGAUAUUAAUCUUUUCUCACGUGUGUUCCACAUGUUUUUCUUAACCUAGUAUUUGUCUUUGUAUUUUUUAUAUAGUAAAAGAUUGUAAGUCUUUAAUUUUUUAUAGUAAAACAUCUUUUCCUUUUUAUAUUCCUGAUUUACUCAGUUAAAAGGACCCAUGUAAUCCCCAGGUUAUAUAGAACCUCUUAAAUUUGUUUCUAAGAUUUUUAUAAUUUUAUUCUUUACAUUGAGGUUUUCAUCCAUCUGGACUAGAUGGCUGUUCAUAGAAAAACAACUCCAAAUGCAUUAACCUAUGACAAUAUUAUGAACCUAAAUAAAUAGUACUCAGGGAAGUGCAUGUUAAAACAACCCAUGAGAUGUUACUUCCACUUCGUGGAGUUGGCAAAAAUUAAGAGAUGUUUUGCUAGUGGAGUUUGAUAAACCAUAUACUCAUACAAGAUGGUUAUAUCAACUUAUAUUUCCACUUGCAAUCCAGCUAUAUACUUUUUAGAUUUUUAAGUAAAAGUUUAAAAGCAUUUUGACCCAGCAGUCUCACUUUGAGAAUUUGCUGCACAGAAAUAGUAGCAUCAGUGCAAAAGUAUAUGCAUAAGUAAGGAUGUUUGUUAAAGUAUUAUUUGUAGAGACAGAGAUGAAACCCAACUGGAGACAAAGUGAAUGCCAAUGAAUUGGUGAAUGAGUGAAUUAACUUAUAUAGCCAUACCAUGGAACAACAUGAGAGUAAUUUUUUUUUUGAGAGUAAUUUUUAAAAUGAGUUAUAUUUACACUAGUUGACUAAAAGGUGUUUCCACAAUUUUUUGGUAAGUAAUUGCUUUAUUACAGAGAUGUAUAUGUACAAAAUUUCAUUUUUGUUAAAGUAAUGAUCACAUGCAUUUGUGUGUAUAUGUGUGCAUGUGAUUAGAUGAGCAUGGAAACAGGUAACAAGAAUAUACACCAAGCUGUUAAUAUUGGUUACCUCAAAGGGAGGGAGAAAAGGAGAAGCAUGAGAAGUGCGGGGAAAGACUGGGAUAACAGAAAAAUGUAAAUGCAGUGUAUGUGGUAUAAAACUAUGUAUUUGUGUAAACAUUUGAUAACCAUGAAUGAAGGGAUGGUCUCCAAAAAGUUAAUGACAUUCAUUUCAGAUUUU